Molecule: messenger RNA, 1263 nt
Organism: Microthlaspi erraticum
Lineage: Eukaryota; Viridiplantae; Streptophyta; Magnoliopsida; Brassicales; Brassicaceae
Source: the annotation of a GenBank genome assembly
AUGGCGGCGCCACAGACUUUCUCGCUCCUCGCAUUCACUUUCUCUCUCCUCGCCGUAGCUUCCACAGUAACCGGCAGCAACAUCACCCAAAUCCUCGCUGAUUUCCCGGAGUAUUCCUCCUUCAACAGCUACCUUUCUCAGACGAAGCUCGCCGACGAAAUCAACAGCCGCUCGACGAUCACCCUCCUCGUCCUCAACAAUGGCGCAAUGUCUUCCCUCGCCGGAAAACACCCACUCUCCGUCAUCAAAAACGCUCUCAGCCUCCUCGUCCUCCUCGACUACUACGAUCCCCUCAAACUCCACAAAAUCUCGCAAGGCACAACUCUCUCCACCACGCUCUACCAAACCACCGGAAACGCUCCCGGAAACCUAGGAUUCGUCAACAUCACCGACCUUAAAGGAGGCAAAGUCGGAUUCGGCUCCGCCGCUUCAGGCUCCAAGCUCGAUUCCUCCUACACGAAAUCCAUCAAGCAAAUCCCUUACAACAUCUCCGUCCUCGAAAUCGACAAUCCGAUCAUCGCUCCGGGAGUCUUAGCCGCCCCAGCUCCGUCCGCCGCCGUAUCCAACAUCACCGGAUUGCUCGAGAAGGCCGGUUGCAAAACCUUCGCGGAUUUGCUCGUCUCGAGUGGAGUCCUCAAGACUUACGAAUCCACAAUCGAGAAAGGCUUGACGGUUUUUGCACCGUCCGAUGAAGCUUUCAAAGCCGCCGGAGUCCCAGAUCUAACGAAGCUCACGCAAGCUGAGAAGGUCUCGCUUCUAGAGUAUCACGCACUCGCUGAGUACAAGCCUAAAGGCUCACUCAAGACUAACAAAAACAAAAUCCCCACAUUAGCCACCAGCGGAGCCGGAAAAUACGAUCUAACAACCUCGACCUCAGGCGACGAAGUUAUUCUUCAUACCGGUGUUGCUCCGUCAAGAGUCGCUGACACGGUUCUCGACGCGACUCCGGUCGUGAUAUUCACGGUGGAUAAGGUGCUCCUCCCUGCUGAGCUAUUCGGUAAACCACCUUCUCCGGCACCGGCGCCGGCGCCAGAGUCUGAUACCGCACCGACACCAUCUCCCGCGGAAGGACCUUCACCCAUGGCGGCUUCACCGCCGGCACCUCCGAUGGACGAUUCACCGGGCAGUGCUCCUUCAGACUCGCCGGCAGCUUCGGAGAACACCAAGGCGAAGAACGCCGCGGAUGGCGUGAGGUCACCGUCGUUGCUCACCGCAUUGGUCACGCUCACCGCCUUGGCCGUUUCGGUGUCUCUCUGCUAUUGA